AUGCCUAGCUUGGCUGGGCCGUGGGGGAAUUUCCCCAAUAUCAAUCAUUGUGUUUUAAUGAUUGGUUUUGAAGACUUAAAAAUUCUGUCUUGGAAUGUAAGAGGAGCUUUACAUGACAAUGGGAAGCUCUUCUUGAAGGAAUUAAUUCGGACAAAACAACCAGACAUUGUGAUUCUACUUGAGACAAGAUGUCAGUUUAGUAGAGUGAGCCAAUUUUGGAGUUCUGUGGGUUUCUCCCUAGCUUACAUUUCUGAAGCAGUAGGGUUUAGUGGCGGUAUUUGGAUCCUCACCAAUAACUCGUCCAACCUGUCUUGCAGGCUUCAUCAUAUGCAUCAACAAGUGGUUUCAUUUGAGGUUUGGAGAGACAGCCUCUCUUGGAUUUAUAGUGCAAUUUAUGCUUCCCCCAUUCCAGCUCGUCGUGAAGAGCUUUGGAGCCUCUUGGUAGAUCUUCGUAGGAACAUCUCCAUACCUUGGCUGCUUGUGGGAGAUUGGAAUGAAAUCCUUCAUCCGGGUGAAGUGCGUGGGGGUGAGUUCAUUGCGUCUCGGGCUAACAGGUUUGCUAUGACUCUCAAUGGCUGUGGUCUAGUUGAUCUGGGCAUGUCGGGAGGCAAAUAUACUUGGUUUCGGAAGAGAAAUAAUAGCAUCAUUUUGUUAAAAAGACUGGACCGUGCUUUAGGGGAUGCAGCUUGGAGGAUUGCGUUCCCUGAUGCUUUUGUGGAAGGACUUCACCGUAUACAUUCAGAUCAUUGUCCCCUCCUAAUCAACUUCAGUGCGGCUAGGGAAUCGGGUAAUGAACGACCCUUCCGCUUUUUGGCAGCCUGGGUUGAUCACCCAGAGUACAGGAGCGUGGUUCAGGCAGCAUGGAACACUGGGCAACAAACCAUAACCACUAAGCUGAAUCGGGUCCAGAUGGAUUCUUGUGCCUUCAAUAAAAAUGUCUUUGGAAACAUCUUUCGUCGGAAGCGUUGGGUGGAAGGCAGGCUUAGAGGGGUCCAACGAGAGUUGAGUUUUCGGGUCUCUUCGGACAUGACUCGCUUUGAGGCAGAACUCCAAAUGGAGUAUCGAAGCUUGCUCAAACAGGAAGAGUUGCUCUGGUUCCAGAAGGCAAGAGAAAAUAGAGUGAAAUUUGGAGAUAGAAACACAAGCUAUUUUCAUACCCACACCGUGAUUCGUAGGAAGCGAAACAGGAUUCACCGGCUUAAGCUGGAUGAUGGUUCGUGGAGUGAGGACCAGUCAGUUCUGAUUGCGCAGUUCCAAAACUACUUUCAGGGCCUCUUCACUGCCGAUGCCGAUACUAUUGAUCCUACACUCCAGAUUGUUUCAGUGCCUUCGAUACAGGAUAGGGAGAGAGCUAAACUUGACUUACCGGUGAUCAAGGAAGAAGUUCGUCAGGCUUUAUUCUCCAUGAAGUCUUUGUCGGCACCUGGUCCGGAUGGCUUUCACGCAUACUUCUUCAAACGGUAUUGGGACUUGGUGGGUGAGGACGUAUGGAGGGUUGUGCGAGAGGCCUUUGAAACAGGGACAGUCAGUGAGGAUCUCUUGGAAACUUUAAUUGUCCUAAUCCCCAAGGUUGAUCAUCCAGCUAAUGUCAAGGAAUUUCGACCCAUCAGUUUAUGCAACGUGGUGUACAAGCUAAUAACCAAGGUGGUGGUGAAUAGGCUCCGUCCCCUAUUGAACAAGGUAAUUGGACCCAUGCAAAGUAGUUUUCUUCCAGGGAGGGGAACGAUGGAUAAUGCAAUACUUGCGCAAGAGAUUAUACAUUAUAUGGGCACUUGUGGAGCAAAGAAAGGGAGUUUAGCGUUCAAAAUUGAUUUAGAGAAGGCAUACGACAGUGUCUCUUGGCCCUUUCUUCAGGACACCUUAAUGAGAUUUGGCUUCUCGGAGAGGUUGGUCUCUCUUAUCAUGCGCUGUGUAACGGGCUCUAAGCUUUCUAUCCUUUGGAAUGGAUCUCGUCUUCCUUCAUUCAAACCAGGUAGAGGCCUCCGUCAAGGUGAUCCUCUUUCACCUUAUUUGUUUGUUUUAUGUAUGGAACGCCUUUCCUUGAGCAUUCAAAGGUCUGUGGAAGUUGGUGAUUGGAAGCCUAUCAGAAUUGCUACUGGUUGUAAGGCCCAAGUCAACGUAGUUGCAUCGUUGUUAAUGGAUUUUUGUGCGUACUCUGGGUUAAAAAUUAACAUGGUCAAGUCUAAAGCCAUUGCUUCAAAAGGGGUCCGGGCUGAUGUUAGAGGAGAAAUCAGAAGCAUAGCUCCCAUUCCCUUCGUGCGAGAUUUGGGUAAAUACCUUGGUUUUCCCUUGAGUAAAGGGCGAAUUACGAGAGGGAGGUUCAACUUUUUACUUGACAACAUUCAGCGGAAAAUGGCUACGUGGAAGACCAACAUGUUAAACAUGGCGGGAAGGGUGUGCUUGGCGAAGUCGGUCAUAUCAUCCAUCCCUACCUAUACCAUGCAGGCUUUUUGGUUGCCUAGGAGCAUUACUCAUAAAAUUGACCAGAUGAUGAGGGGGUUUAUUUGGUCCAAACAUGCUGGACAACGAGGUUGGCAUUUAAUUAAUUGGCAAACAGUAACUAGUGCAAAAGAGGAUGGUGGCCUAGGCAUCAAGUGCAUGGAUGACUUCAAUACUGCUCUUUUGGGGAAAGCAGUUUGGCAGCUUAGUGAUGUUUCUCCCAAGUUAUGGGUACAAGCUUUAACCCAUAAAUACCUAAAAGAUACUUCCAUUUUUAGUGCAGGAAACAGGUCCAAUUCUUCUCCUAUUUGGCGAGGAAUCUUGAGGGCGCGUGACCAGCUAGCUGAGGGAUUUAAGUACAGAAUUGGUGAUGGUAGCUCUUCAGUAUGGUACCAUGAUUGGUCUGGGAAGGGAAAAAUCGCAGAACAAAUUCCCUUUGUGCAUAUAUCUGACACAAAUUUGCAACUUCGGGAUUUAAUUGUUGAGAAUAAUUGGAACCUGAAUAGAGUUAUGACUUGGAUGCCAGAGGAGAUAGUGAGCAGAUUUGCCUCCAUUGAGCCUCGCGUUUCAAUCACUGCGGUGGAUAGAUGGUGCUGGAAGGGUAAUGAUGGUGGCACUUAUACAGUAAGGGACGAUUACAAGUGGUUGAGGGAGAGACACAACACAAUGAUAUAUGUUGGGCAAGCGUGGAAUUGGGUGUGGAAGUUAGCUGUGCCGGAGAAAAUUCGUUUUUUCAUCUGGUUAACGCUUCAUGAAGGCCUCCCGGUUAACGCUAACAGGUUUCGUUGCCAUCUAGCUGACACAGAAACGUGUGCUCGCUGCUCCUUGGGUGUGGAAAACUGCCUACACUGUUUAAGGGACUGUCCCCAUUCGAGUGAACUAUGGGCGAAAUUGGGAGCUUGGAGAUGGAGAAGUUUCAGGUCGAAUAACUUGCAGGAUUGGAUCAAAACUCAAGCACAAAGUAGCCAUUCAAUGGAGUUCUUAGCAGGAGUUUCGGGUUGCUGGAAGUGGAGAAAUAACAUGAUUCUUGAUCCUCAACCUUGGCCGUUCCAACUAGCUUGGCAGAAGCUUAGCCAUGAUCAUGAUGAGCUGGUGCGAUAUGACACUAAAGGGGAUGGUCAGCUUCUCCAGUUGCAUUGGUCUCUUCCUUCACAAGACUUCAUAAAGCUAAACUCUGAUGGAAGCUACAAGGAAGACGUGAAUAUCAUGGGUGGUGGCGGAAUCCUGAGAGAUAACCAAGGGAAUUGGAUUGCUGGUUUUACUAGCUCUCAAUCUGAGGGCUCUCCGUUUCUUGCGGAGGCUUUGGCCUUGCGAGAUGGUCUCCGGUUGGCGUGGGGGCAUGGAAUUAGAAAGCUAGUGUGUGAAACGGAUUGUCAAGAUCUGAAUGAGGUGCUGGUUGAUAUGAGCCGUGUUAACCGUCAUGAUCAUGCUGCAGUUUUGAAGGACAUUAAAGAGCUGAUGGAGAGGAAUUGGAGGAUCACGCUGGCAUGGACUCAAAGGGAAUGCAACACUGCUGCUGAUUGGUUAGCUAGACAGGGAGCCUUGUCUCUCAUUCCUGGUGUUAUAGAGCUGAAUUAUCCUCCUCCAGAAUUGGCUAUCAUUCUGUUGAGGGAUAAAUUGGCUGUGGACCGCUUAAAGGCCCGACUUGUUGCCAAAAGGUACACUCAAAUCAAUGGUCUGGAUUAUGGUGAUACAUUCGCUCUUGUUGCUAAGAUGAGUUAUGUUCGUUUGUUUUUAGCCAUUGCUGCCAUUCGCCAUUGGCCGUUGUAUCAACUUGAUAUUAAGAACGCUUUCUUACAUGGUGAUUUGGAGGAGGAGAUUUAUAUGGAGCAACCACCUGGGCUUGCUGCUCAGGGGGAGUUAGGUAAGGUUUGCCGGUUGAAGAAAUCUCUAUAUGGUUUAAAGCAAUUACCUCGAGCUUUCUCAUAA
Messenger RNA from Lotus japonicus, 4368 nucleotides. RefSeq lists its product as uncharacterized. The coding region runs from base 1 to 4368 and encodes 1455 amino acids. Lineage: Eukaryota; Viridiplantae; Streptophyta; Magnoliopsida; Fabales; Fabaceae. Gene Ontology annotation, molecular function: nucleic acid binding; RNA-DNA hybrid ribonuclease activity. The record is from RefSeq and is a predicted model, not a curated record. The transcript has 3 exons.